AUGGCCGACUUGAAACUGAUCUUAGUCAUUGGCGGAACAGGUGCCCAGGGCAUCCCAGUUGUCAAAGCGCUCUCUGAAAGUAAUCGUUACAGCGUGAGAGUCCUCACUCGAAACCGCCAAUCGACUCGAGCCCUGCAGUUAGCUGCUUUGCCAAAUGUUACACUCUUUGAAGGUAACCAGGACGACCAGGACGAUCUCCAUGGCGCCUUUAAUGGUGCAUAUGGCGCAUGGGUUAACCUGGAUGGGUUCACGCUUGGCGAGAAAAACGAAGUUUUUUACGGCAUUAGAGCCUAUGAAAUUGCAAGACACGAGGGUCUCAAACAUUAUAUCUGGGCAAACUCAGACUACGCAGUUAAAAAAGCAGGUUGGGAUGAAAAAUACCACUGGGGCCACAAUGAUGCAAAAGGCCGUAUUGGCGACUUGAUUCUGAGUCACGGCCAAGAAACCAUGAAGACGACGCUCUUCACUACUGGUCCAUAUAUGGAUAUGCUCUGGGACGGCAUGUACGUGCCAAAGGAACAGGAUGAUGGAUCAUUUGUUUGGGCUACUCCAGCCAGUGACGGGAAAAUUCCCCUCAUCGCACUUGAAGAUGUUGGUUUCUACAACCUCUGGAUCUUUGACAACCCACAGGAAUCAGCUGGACUUGAUCUUGAAGUCGCCACAGACCAAGUCAGUAUGGUGGAUAUUGCAGAGACUUUUACCAGAGUCACGGGCAAGAAGGCCGUUCACAAGCGUCUGCCUCUCGAAGAAUAUUUACAAAUGGCCGAACCUUAUCCCAACGCGCCCGCCAACUGGGCUGCGGGUCCAAAUGCGGUUCGUGACAAGUCAGUAAUGACUUGGAGGGAGAAUUUCACUGCAUGGUGGCGAUACUGGAGCGAGGGCAAAGGUGCGACUAGAGACAUGGCACUUUUGGACAGAAUCUACCCUGGGAGAAUUAAGAGCUUGGAGGAGUGGAUGAGAAAAGUCAAUUACGAUGGGAAACAGAAAGCGGUCCUCAAAGGCAUUGAAGACCUGAAGGCCCAAGCUUCGUAG
This is a messenger RNA of Trichoderma breve, 1032 nucleotides long. Its product is annotated as nmrA-like family domain-containing protein. NCBI's taxonomy places the organism in Eukaryota, Fungi, Ascomycota, Sordariomycetes, Hypocreales, Hypocreaceae. The record is from RefSeq and is a predicted model, not a curated record. Bases 1 to 1032 code for a protein of 343 amino acids. The transcript has 3 exons.